CAUAUGUUGUAUAUUGCAAUCGAAAAUACUUUAUGUUUAGAACUUGAAUUAAUAAUAUGGGAAAUAACAGAUGUAAUCAAACAAAAAAAGUUUCUAAGAAACAAUUUAAAAGUGAACGUGAUGUUUAUGUUACAUCAAAGUCAAGUUUUGAGACACAAGUAAAGUACUGUACAGAUAUUUUCAAUACAGGCGAAAAAGUGAUAUAUCUUCAUUGCAUGGGAAGUUCUAUUAACCGUUGCCUUAACUUAGCUUUACACAUUACCAAAAAUUCCGGUCAGAGAUUAUUAUACUCUAUACAUACAUCAACAAUUCAAUUAAUUGAUGAAACUCAUCCUUUACACGAGAAUGAAGACAUUGCCUUAAGAACACGUUUUAAUUCUGCUUUACAUAUAAAGUUAUCACGCCAUCUAACGGAAUAAAAUUCGAUCUGCUUAACUAUGUUCAA
This is a messenger RNA of Bactrocera tryoni, 445 nucleotides long. RefSeq names its product ribonuclease P protein subunit p20 (gene Rpp20). Gene Ontology annotation, cellular component: ribonuclease MRP complex; nucleolar ribonuclease P complex; nucleus. The transcript has 3 exons. The coding region runs from base 57 to 419 and encodes 120 amino acids. Gene Ontology annotation, molecular function: nucleic acid binding. Gene Ontology annotation, biological process: tRNA 5'-leader removal. NCBI's taxonomy places the organism in Eukaryota, Metazoa, Arthropoda, Insecta, Diptera, Tephritidae. The record is from RefSeq and is a predicted model, not a curated record.